This is a messenger RNA of Varanus komodoensis (Komodo dragon), 1929 nucleotides long. It is a transcript of the gene ESM1, whose product is annotated as endothelial cell specific molecule 1. Lineage: Eukaryota; Metazoa; Chordata; Lepidosauria; Squamata; Varanidae. Gene Ontology annotation, cellular component: extracellular region. The record is from RefSeq and is a predicted model, not a curated record. The transcript is spliced from 3 exons. Bases 1 to 558 code for a protein of 185 amino acids.
AUGGAGUCUUUUCUGGUCCUCACUCUGCUUCUGGUACCCGUGCAUGUUGCUGUGGCUACCUGGAGCACCAAUUAUGCCGUCGAUUGCCCAGAAUCCUGCGACAGCAGCGAAUGCAAAAGCCCUCUGCACUGCAAGCGGACUGUGCUGGAUGACUGCGGCUGCUGCCGGGUGUGUGCUGCCGCCUUGGGGGAGACUUGCUACCGGACAGUUGCUGGUAUGGAUGGAGUCAAAUGUGGCCCCGGUCUGAAGUGCCAGUUCUUUUCUGAAGAGGAUGAUUUUGGGGAUGAGUUUGGUAUCUGCAAAGAGUGUCCCUAUGGCACCUAUGGAUUAGAAUGCCGAAGAACAUGCAAUUGCCAGUCUGGCAUUUGUGACAGAAUAACUGGGAAGUGUGUAAAGUUUUCAUUUUUCCAACUGGCUGCAUCAAAACCUCCCAACAGGCGAAAAUUACUCCCACAUACAGAAAAUUAUAUGGGAUCUGGUGAUGGUAACUCUGUUAAUGAGGAAUUUGUCAAAGAAAAAGCGAUUCACUCCCCAAUCAAAUGGCUAAAUCCUCGCUGACAUUGGCCUAUGUAUAAGACUUUCAAAUGGAUGUUUUCUUCAGAUUUUAUAAUGAAUAAUUUUAAAGACAUUAGAUCUUCAGCAAAGGAAAUGGUAAUGUGUAAGAAAUACAAUCUGUGUACCUUCAGAAAAAGAGACUUUGUACAGCAUAUAUUAUUUCCAAAACAUGUUUUGUGAUUAAUUGAAUGCUGAAUGUGCUAUGAAUUGUAGAACAUAAAAUACUAUUGGAACUUUCAUAGAUAUAAGUAUUUCAGAGAAACACUUAACCAUCUCAAUUCUGCAAUUCCUACAUAAAAUAUUCAUUUUAUGGAUGGUGAUAAGGGUUAGGAAAUACAAAGUCUGAUAUCCUUGGCUUGCACCCGCAGUACAUUCAUAAUAAUAUGCAUUAUGAGUGGGUAUAAUAUAAGGGACUAAAAUUAUUCUUAACUUUGCAAAUGAAAGUUGCAAUCCUACGCAUAUUUCCUUGGCAUUAAGUCACACUGAACUCACUGGGUCUUACUUUUCUGUUAGCAUGCACAGUGUCAGCCUGCAUGGCCACAAGUGCCUGAUCCAGCCUAAUCUUGGAAGCUAAGUACGGUUGAGCCUGUUUGAAAGCUGGAGGGGUGACUUGGGUCCUGCACUGAGCAGGCAGUUGGGCCCUGCUAGGCCGCUUCCAACUCUACGAUUCUAUGAUACUAUGCAACUGAACACACUAUGUAUGUCUACUUGGGGUUAAGUACUGUUAUGUUCAGUGGGCCUUACUCCCUGGUAAGUGGACACAGGAUUACUGCCCUAAUGUAGUUGAAAAGAUUUAAGCAGCCCUGCUGUGGGCAGGAUUGUGACUUUAGACUGGAUGGCAUCAAAAUAUCCUUUCUUCCAAAACGGAGCCCCAAACUUCCAUUACACUUUUCAAAAAAGGAAAUAAAAAAUGGCCUAAUCUUUAUUGUCCAUCAGCUAACUUUCUACCAUUUAGAGCACUCAACUCAAAUAUAAUGAUAACAAGUAGAUUUGCAGCUGUUUUAAAAGAGUCUUGAUCUCUUGCAAGAUCGUGUUCGUGCUGGCUAUGGAUUAUGUAGAAGCAUAAUACAUAAUGCAUGUGAAUGACACUUGCUUUUGUCCAAAGGAACAAAAUGAAGGGAGCUGGAGUUGGAAGGAGCUUUUGCCGAUUUGGGGGACUGGAAGAGCAGCAGCAAAUAAAUGAUGCAGGGGAAACAACACACAGUGCCAUAUGUUUUAUGGGUGAUGCAAUCACAAACAUGGAGCUGGACUUUUUGAAAUGAUUGUUCUAGCUAUACAGAAGUUAAAAGAAACAUGAAAACAUAAGAAAAAACACAGCAUCUAAGGGCACUUUAUGGCCCCUUUACCAAUGGGGUACUAGUAAAUCUAGAUGUG